AUGUCAGCGCUCAAACGCAAGGCCGGUGCCGCAGCGGGCAACGACUCGAAGAAACCCAAAGCGGAUGGUAACAUUGCUUCGUUCUUUGGUGCAGCUCCCAAGCCUGCUGUUGGUACUGCUUGUACGCCUGCGCCGGUCGCCAAGUUUGACAAGGCCAAGUGGGUGGCUUCUCUGAAGCCUGAGCAGAAGGAGCUUUUGCAACUCGAGAUCGAUACCCUUGAUGACAGUUGGCUGGGACACUUGAAGGAUGAGCUUGUGUCCAAGGAGUUUCUUGACUUGAAGCGAUUCUUGGAUCGCGAGAUGAAUUCUAGUCGAAAGAUCUUUCCUCCGAGGGAGGAUAUUUACUCAUGGUCCCGUCAUACUCCCUUUAACAAUGUUAAAGUCGUCAUCGUCGGCCAAGAUCCCUACCACAACGACAACCAAGCCCACGGACUAGCAUUCUCCGUUCGCCCUCCGACUCCUGCGCCGCCUUCUCUCAAGAACAUGUACAUUGCUCUCAAGAAGGACUACCCCACGUUCGAGCCACCGCCAAACCGCGGAGGUCUCCUCACUCCUUGGGCAGACCGCGGCGUCCUCAUGUUGAACACUUGCCUCACAGUCCGAGCUCACGAGGCCAACUCCCACUCUAACAGAGGUUGGGAACGUCUCACGCAAAAGGUCAUCGACAUUGUUGCCCAGAAGAGGACAAGGGGUGUCGUCUUCAUGGCCUGGGGAACACCGGCUGGCAAGCGCGUGCAAAAGAUCGAUCGUGUCAAGCAUCUCGUCCUACAGAGCGUCCACCCUAGUCCCCUCAGUGCUUCCCGCGGCUUCUUCGAUUGCAAUCAUUUCAAGAAGGCCAAUGACUGGCUAGUACAGCGAUACGGACCCGAUGGCGAGAUCGACUGGGCUCUAGGGCCCGGUGCAUCCACCAAGGCUCCCGUCAAGGAGUCUGAUGAGAAAGAGGCCAAGGCAGCCGAGAAGAAGGCUGAUGCCAUUGAGAAGGCCAAGCCCGAGGUUGCCAAGAAGGUAGAAGAGAACAAGGAGAACGACGCUGACUACGACGAGGAUGAGGAAGCUCUGGAAGAGGCCCUCAGAUUAGCCGAGGAAGAGGAGAACGGAAAGAAAAAGUAA
Molecule: messenger RNA, 1110 nt
Organism: Fusarium coffeatum
Lineage: Eukaryota; Fungi; Ascomycota; Sordariomycetes; Hypocreales; Nectriaceae
Exons: 2
Coding region: 1-1110 (369 amino acids)
Biological process (GO): base-excision repair, AP site formation via deaminated base removal; base-excision repair
Cellular component (GO): mitochondrion; nucleus
Molecular function (GO): uracil DNA N-glycosylase activity
Source: RefSeq, a predicted model, not a curated record